UGCCUAACAGUCCAUUUAAUUUAUAAAGCACAUGAGGCUCACCAAAGGAUAAUGAGAACGAAGAAAAGAUUAAGGCAAUUAUAUUGGUGGCCGAGAAUGGACAUACAAGUAGAAAAUAUAAUUAAACAUUGCAAGGUGUGUAUAGAACAUAAUAAGACGGUAAGGGUUUCAAAAGCCUCUAUGACACCCAUAGAGUAUCCGUCAGGUCCAUGGGAAAAGUUAGGACUAGAUAUAGUUGGUCCCUGUGACUUGCUACCAAACCAGUGCAGAUUUGCCAUUACUCUUAUUGAUUACUAUUCUAAGUGGCCGGAAGUGUGUUUUGUACCAAAGGUGACCACACAAGUUGUAAUGGAUUUUUUGUCAGGCGUGUUUGUGCGGGAGGGUUACCCAUUAGAAUUAAUCACUGAUCAUGGAGUUCAAUUUGUGAGUUAUGAAAUGAAACAAUUUCUAAAACAAAGAGAUAUUAGGCAUUUGCAUUCUGCUAUUUAUCACCCACAGAGUAAUGGUGCCGUAGAAAGGUUUAACAAAGUGCUAAAACAGACGAUACAAACUGCAUUCUUAGAAGGGAAAGAAGUUAAACAAUAUGUGCAGUCAUUUUUAUUUGCAUAUAGAAACACUCCACACUCAACAACAGAGGUGGAACCUGCAUUGUUGUUGCAUGGACGUAAAUUGAGAAACAAGUUAGAUAUUAAAGGGUUGACACCACCAGCAGAUGUGGUGGUUGAUAAAUCUAAGCUUAAAGAGCUAGUAAAAGUUAAUCAGAAGAAACAAAAGACAUAUUUUGGCAAUCGUAACAGUGUUAAAAAACCUAUUAUACAGGAAGGAAUGAAUGUAAAGGUUAAAAAAAUUGGAUAUGUGCAUAAGGGCAGUAGUUCAUUUAUGGGACCAUUUCGUGUAGUUAAGAAAGUGGGGAUUGCAGCCUUUCUGUUAAGUAACAGAAAGACAUAUAAUGUUGAAAGGUUAGCUAUUGUAUGCCCUGACUGUAGGGAAUGGGUAAACCCGUUAGGCAAUGCAGUGCCUUUGAUGAUUGAUGAUUUCGGGAAUGCACAACCAGAAAAUGUCAAUACAGACAGAUUCGUACCAAGGGAUGUAGACCAGGUUCCAUAUAGAACUAGGUCAGGUAGGGUAGUGAGAAACCCUAGUAGGUAUAUUAAAGAAUGUAAUUUGUUACAGGGGGGAGAUUGUGGUAACGGGAACGAAUGUAAAGAUUGAGGGCGUAAGCGAGGUUCGAGGAGAAAGAACAGAAAUAAAGAGAGCUUAGAAUUGUCAUUAAAAUCUGUCCAAAGUUUCUUUCAUUUUGUGGAC
Molecule: messenger RNA, 1305 nt
Organism: Anneissia japonica
Lineage: Eukaryota; Metazoa; Echinodermata; Crinoidea; Comatulida; Comatulidae
Exons: 2
Coding region: 52-1212 (386 amino acids)
Biological process (GO): DNA integration
Molecular function (GO): nucleic acid binding
Source: RefSeq, a predicted model, not a curated record